Molecule: messenger RNA, 762 nt
Organism: Colletotrichum abscissum
Lineage: Eukaryota; Fungi; Ascomycota; Sordariomycetes; Glomerellales; Glomerellaceae
Exons: 1
Coding region: 1-762 (253 amino acids)
Source: RefSeq, a predicted model, not a curated record
AUGACGGCAAUUAACUACUAUGAGCGUAUAACGGAGGUCUAUCGUUUGGACAAUACUCCAAUCUUGAUCGCUUCUGCCGUCAGCUUCAUCAUCGGCUACCUCCAGUAUACCUACGUUGUCAGGCUCACCCUACGUGAAGGAAAGGGCCCGAUGCCCUUCUGGAUGCAUUCAUUUUACCUCGCGCACGACUCGACAUGGUCUUAUACCCUUGGCAAGGCCGCCUCUCAGUACGGGGAGCACUGGUACCUGAGAGGCACGUCAAUAGCGCUCUUCCUCUGGACGAUGCUGGAAGUAUGGACAAUCCAUCGAUCCAUCACCAAAGAGCGCGAUGCCAGCUUUGGGAAUGUCCUCGGAAAGCAGCCAUCAAUGUCGGCAGCCAUUACAUACGCCCUGGCGCUGCAGAUGGGCAUGUACUCGAUCGUGCUUCUGGCCAUUGAGUUCAUGGGUGAGGGAUCCGUCAUGCAAUGGUUCUGCUUCACCAACGUCCUGAUCGUCCUUGGGCCUACGCAUCACUACUUGAGGGCUGGGUCCCGGCAUGGACUAUCUCUCGGUUUCUGCGUCGUCAACAUCAUCGGCACCAUCUGGACCUUUGCGCCUUUCGGGUUCUUUGUGCUCACUAUUCCGGAAAUCUUCGAUCAACAGUUGUACUAUGUCAUUGGGGUUAUUCUCACAGUGUAUUCCGUUGGGUGCUUCCACGUGGUAUCCCAGUAUCCGAGCAAGACUAGAGUCAUGGAUAAGGGUGGGAAGCAGCCAAUCUGGUAG